AUGCAAGCAAUACCAAUGAAUCAAUAUUGUAAUUCAAAAAUAUUCCCUUCUUUUGACCCUAUUGAUUCAACACCUAUAGUAGAUGAAAAUGAACCAUAUCAUUUAAAACUUUGCUUUUGUCCAUUAUGUCAAAAAGGAAUAAGUGUAUUAUUAAAAGAAAGAUCAAGAAAUGUUAUUUCUUGGCAAUAUAUUUGUAGAGUUAUUUUCUAUUGUUUAUCUGUAAUUCAUAAAAAGAAUGGAUACUUCUCAUUAAAAUAUGAUGUCCAUUGGUUUAUUGUUGAUCAUUGGUAUCUUUUCUCUCAAUUAGGUCAAUUUAGAACCAAUCCAAAUAAGUGGAAAAAAGCUAUUUUGGAUGCUAUGAUUCAUUGUAAUUUAUUUGAGUCUGGUAAAUCUACUGUUAAUAAAACUGGUGUUUGGAAAUUACAUAAAUAUGAAGCCCCAUGGGAAUGUACAGAUUCAAAUUGUUUUGAAAUUAGUUCAACACAAAAUGAAACUCCUUUUUCUUGUGAGUAUUCCCAAGAUAAUAUUACUAUUAAAUCUAAAGAAGAGAAGAAAUUUGCUUUACCUUCUCUUUCAUCUUCUUAUAAAUAUUGUAUGAAUGAUAUUGAACCUUCUUUUACAUUAUUACCAAAUCUAUCUGAAGCUCUUAUUGAGAAUAUUAAAUUAGAAAACACUGAUAGUUUUAUUCAAACCAAUAUGCAAAAGAUAUUUAAUUAA
This is a messenger RNA of Entamoeba dispar SAW760, 717 nucleotides long. RefSeq lists its product as uncharacterized. The transcript has a single exon. The record is from RefSeq and is a predicted model, not a curated record. NCBI's taxonomy places the organism in Eukaryota, Evosea, Mastigamoebida, Endamoebidae. The coding region runs from base 1 to 717 and encodes 238 amino acids.